Messenger RNA from Racocetra persica, 232 nucleotides. Lineage: Eukaryota; Fungi; Glomeromycota; Glomeromycetes; Diversisporales; Gigasporaceae. The record is from the annotation of a GenBank genome assembly.
AUGAAGAUCGAAGUUGAACUAUCUGAUUAUAAAAUACCUUUAUACCAAAAAACUUCAGUGAUUCUUGAGGUUAAAAAGCACCAACUUGAGAUCAUGGAAGAGAUAAAUUUAAUGAAGACUUGUAUAAAUUUAAGGCUACGAAAGGAUAGUGAUAAAAGUUCAAAUCAAGCCCGGAUGAUGGCUAAAAAACAAAAACAACUUGAAGAAGAAGGUAUUGUUGAACAAUGGGAGG